Purpureocillium takamizusanense is the source of this 3679-nucleotide messenger RNA. Its product is annotated as Chitin synthase. The transcript is spliced from 3 exons. NCBI's taxonomy places the organism in Eukaryota, Fungi, Ascomycota, Sordariomycetes, Hypocreales, Ophiocordycipitaceae. The record is from RefSeq and is a predicted model, not a curated record. Gene Ontology annotation, molecular function: chitin synthase activity. The coding region runs from base 427 to 3423 and encodes 998 amino acids. Gene Ontology annotation, cellular component: cell periphery; cell septum.
ACAGCAUUGCGCCAGCGCACCUCAGAUACUGGUGGUAGGUACUGUUGGUUCCCGUGCCUUGCCCAGUGUAGGCGCCGGGCGCCGGUUCCGCUUGCCAUUGCCCAUCUGUGUCCCUGGGCGAGCUUGUCCAAGGAAGGAGCCGCCAUCGCCCUUCCCAAAAACACCCAACCUCACUCACCCUCACCUACUUCGUAACCUCGUCACCUUAUUACUCUGCUUCGCCUGCUCCUCGCCUCCUCCUCCACAACUCUCCUGCUCGUGCGAAGCGUCAGCAUUUUCUUCCCCAACACUCGCACCCACGCCGGCGAAUUGAAUCAGUAGUUCUGUCGCCCGUCCUUCCCGACUGGAGCUCGUCUCCAGCAACAGCAUUCCAAACCUCCCGCGGGCGCCCGCCCGCCCGCCGCACAGCACAACACACGCUCCACCAUGGAUCGACCAAACACUCCCUCGAGGCCGCCGGACUAUAGUCUGCCCAGCUAUGAUGAUGAUCAUGAUACUCCUACCGGCCAGAAUUCCGCCGCCGUCAGGCUUCUAACUUCCGUCGAGGACCCCGUCGAUAGUGCAGCUACCCGAGCUGCUCGUCGCUCAUAUCAGCCGAGCGUCACUGAGGCGCAUUCGCGAUCCAACUCCAUCCUCGACGACGCACCCACCAUGCCACCGCCGGAUUCAACAUACGUUCCUUUCGCUAGCAGGGAGCCGGGCACCCCUCGCCGACCCUGGACCCCGUCCACAAGGUCGCCCGAAUAUUCGAGACCGCCUGCCUCCACCGUCUCUUACGAGCCCUCGGACAUCAACGGCAGCCCCAGGCCCGGUACUCCGUCGUCCCGUUAUGGCGGCAGCCCACGGCGGCCACUGCCGCCGGCGCCUCUCUUCUCAAACUCAGCGCGACACUCGGAGGCUUUUGCCGACGACGCAACCGUAUCUAUCCCCCUCGGCGGCAGCGACGAUGUCUUUGGACCUGGCUCUGGCUCGGACCUGAGCGACUCCCGUCCACUUCCAAUGGACCGCGACUCUUUUAUGUCGGCCUCCCAAGAGACACUGAGCGAGGAGCCCGAGGCGUACGAGAAAUUUGAGCAUUAUGGUCCCGCGCCAGAUGGUGCGCAAGAACGACGUGGCGUCCGAGCGCCGCAAAUGUCCAAGAAGGAGGUGCAGCUCAUCAACGGCGAGCUGGUGCUCGAGUGCAAGAUUCCCACCAUUCUCUACAGCUUCUUGCCCCGCAGAAGCGAGGUGGAGUUCACACACAUGAGGUAUACGGCUGUCACCUGCGAUCCCGACGACUUCGUUGAAAGAGGCUACAAGCUACGCCAGAGCAUCGGCCGAACCACAAGAGAGACAGAGCUGUUUAUAUGCAUCACCAUGUACAACGAGGACGAAUUCAACUUUACCCGCACCAUGCAUGCCGUCAUGAAGAACAUUGCCCAUUUCUGCUCACGCUCCCGCUCCCGCACCUGGGGUGAGAAUGGCUGGCAAAAGAUUGUCGUCUGCAUCAUCUCCGACGGCCGCGAAAAGAUCCAUCCUCGCACGCUUGAUGCCCUUGCCGCCAUGGGCGUCUAUCAACACGGCAUUGCCAAAAACUACGUCAACAAUCGUGCCGUCCAGGCGCACGUGUACGAAUACACGACACAAGUCUCCCUUGACUCUGAUCUCAAAUUCAAGGGAGCUGAGAAGGGCAUUGUUCCCUGUCAGAUGAUUUUCUGCCUCAAGGAGAAGAAUCAACGCAAGCUCAACUCGCAUCGGUGGUUCUUUAAUGCCUUUGGCAAGGCUCUCAAUCCUAACGUCUGCAUCCUGCUUGACGUCGGCACGCGCCCCGGUGGAAACUCGCUCUACCACCUUUGGAAGUCGUUUGACACCGACUCCAACGUUGCCGGUGCUUGCGGAGAGAUCAAAGCAAUGAAGGGGAGGCUGGGAUCAAACCUGCUCAAUCCCCUUGUGGCGUCCCAAAACUUCGAGUACAAGAUGUCCAAUAUUCUAGACAAGCCACUGGAAUCCGUCUUUGGGUACAUUACGGUUUUGCCCGGUGCCCUCAGCGCCUACCGUUACCAUGCCUUGCAGAACGACGAGACAGGCCACGGACCAUUGAGUCAGUACUUCAAGGGCGAAACUCUGCACGGCCAACAUGCCGAUGUCUUCACCGCCAACAUGUAUCUUGCCGAGGAUCGCAUCCUAUGCUGGGAGUUGGUGGCCAAGCGAGGCGAGCGUUGGGUGCUAAAAUACGUCAAAGGCUGCACGGGCGAGACGGACGUUCCCGAUACGGUUCCCGAGUUCAUCUCGCAGCGUCGACGUUGGCUCAAUGGCGCCUUUUUCGCUGCCGUCUACUCCAUCGUCAAUGCGCGGCAGAUCCUCACAACAGACCACACCAUUGCUCGCAAGGUUCUUCUCUUCAUCGAGUUCAUAUACCAGACCAUCCAGCUCCUGUUCACGUACUUCUCGCUGGCCAACUUCUAUCUCACAUUUUACUUCGUUGCCGGUGGCUUGACGGAUCCCCUGGUGGAUCCCUUUGGCCACAACAUCGGAAACAUAUUCUUCACCAUCCUGCGGUAUACGUGCGUGCUGCUCAUUUCCACCCAGUUCAUCUUGUCCCUCGGCAAUCGACCACAAGGUGCGCGAAAGCUGUAUCUGGCGAGCAUGAUUAUCUAUAGCGUCAUCAUGGCCUACACCAUUUUUGCGGCGAUAUACAUUGUCACGCGGCAGCUCGUCGCGAAGCGAGAUCAUGGCGAGGACCUCGUCAUUGGCAACAACGUCUUCACAAACCUCAUCGUCUCCAUGGCAUCGACCGUGGGCUUGUACUUCCUCAUGUCCUUCCUCUACCUGGACCCCUGGCACAUGGCAACGUCAUCGCUCCAGUACUUCCUCCUGCUGCCCAGCUACAUCUGCACCCUGCAAGUUUACGCCUUCUGCAACACACACGAUGUGACCUGGGGAACCAAGGGCGACAACGUCAUCAAGACAGAUCUCGGCGGCGCUGUUGGCAAAGGCCAAACCGUCGAGUUGGAGAUGCCCAGUGAACAACUCGACAUCGACAGCGGCUACGAUGAGGCGCUGAGGAACUUGCGAGAUCGCCUUGUCGUCCCCAGUCCGGGCAUCAGCGAGGCCCAGAUGCAGGAGGACUACUACAAGAGUGUGCGGACGUACAUGGUGGUGACGUGGAUGAUCGCCAACGGUAUCCUCGCCAUGGCUGUCUCGGAGGUCUACAGCAACAAGGGCAUCGGCGACAACUUUUACUUGCGAUUCAUCCUGUGGAGCGUCGCUUCCCUCGCCGUCUUCCGUGCCCUUGGCUCGACCACCUUUGCCAUCAUCAAUGUCGUCAACAUCAUCGUCGAGGGCAGGAUACGCAUGAGCAUCAAGAUGCCGCAGUGGAUGGGCGGCAUGGGUAGUAAGCUGAGCGAGACGGUCAGCAGCGUAGGGAGCAGUCUCAAAAGCUGAGGCGCCCGGAAAGAUGGUUGCGCAUGGUUGGAUUGGUAAUUUGGCUCGUCGGGCAUUGGGUGCAGGGCGUUGAUGUGUGUGUUUUGGUGAACCGGAUCUGGGUCGCUGGGUGAUGUCGAGGCUAUAUGUAUGAUGGUAUGCUGCUAUGCAAAGCGGGAAUGAUAAUCAAUGCCGCCGUAUUGCAUCCCUUGCUUGUGUCGGGCAAAUGCUUUGAUUCCGCCCAUCAGGGUAGGAAACUCGUCGGGCCACAACGGAC